AUGUCUUCGCAACCACUUCUCCAGACCGCACNNCCGCGCAUCGCCCUUCCCACUCGCGUUGAGCCCAAGGUCUUCUUCGCCAACGAACGUACCUUUCUCAGUUGGCUAAACUUCACUGUCAUCCUGGGCGGUCUCGCCGUCGGUCUUCUCAACUUUGGCGACAAGGUCGGCCAGAUCUCUGCUGGUCUCUUCACUCUGGUUGCCAUGGCCACUAUGAUCUAUGCCUUGGUCACUUUCCACUGGAGAGCAAAGAGCAUUCGUCUGAGAGGUCAGAGUGGUUUCGACGACCGCUUCGGUCCCACUGUUCUGGCCAUUGCCCUGUUGGCCGCUGUCAUUGUCAACUUUGUCCUCCGUGUCACCGGAGCUGGUGGCAGCCAC
This is a messenger RNA of Aureobasidium musti, 378 nucleotides long. The record is from the annotation of a GenBank genome assembly. NCBI's taxonomy places the organism in Eukaryota, Fungi, Ascomycota, Dothideomycetes, Dothideales, Saccotheciaceae.